AGUUAUUGAGCUAAAGCUUACAUUCUUGUCAAAAUUCAUAUAUAAACUCUGAGUAAUCCAGCAUCUUUUGACCUAGCCAUCAUGUUCUUACGGGAGGGAAGAAAAGGAAGAGAAAUAUGCAAGAGCCAUGAACUUCCUUAUGAACUCGUGAUCGAGAUCCUCACGAGACUUCCAGCUAAAUCCCUUAUGAGGUUCAAAUCCGUAUCAAAGCUCUGGUCAUCCAUAAUUUGUUCCCAAUAUUUCACCGACGGUCGUCUAAAGGUUUCAUCAUCCCCACAGCGUAUAUACAUGUGGUUGAGCUUCAACAAGAGCCCCUCCCAAAACGUAUCAGUAUUACUAUCAUCAUCCUCACCUGCGGACGAUACUACUAUGUCGUCCUUUGUAGUUGACCAAAAUCUGACUAUCCCAUCAAUGGAAGGCUACUUCGUCUCUCAGGUUUUUUGUGGUUUGAUGUGCUUUAUAAAUGGUCCAAGUGCUAAAAUAUAUAACACUACCACUAGACAACUUGUGGUGUUACCCGACAUAGAAGGAUCCAACAUAGUAGCUGAAGAUCGCCGAAAUAAGAAGUUCAUGUACCAUAUUGGACAUGAUCCCCUUCAUAAUCAAUAUAAAGUGCUUUGCAUAGUUUCAGCACCCAUUGGAAUAUGCUCGAGGUACACGUCAGAGCAAUGGGUCUUAGUACUAGGAGGAGAUGGAUCAAGUCGGUGGAGAAAUAUUUCAAACCCGUGUCCAUCACAUUGUCCUUUCACACAAAGAUUGACUAUCAAGGGACGUGUCUAUUACCUAGCUUGGAUUAUUUGUUUUCAUAGAGUACUUGUCUGUUUCGAUAUUUGUUCUGAAGAAAUCAGUAUGUUCCAAGUACCUGAAGGUAACGCACCCUGGCACUUUGCUCUUUAUACUGAACUUAUAGAAUACGGUGGAAGAGUAGCUGUUUUAUACAAUGAGGAUUUUGACGAGAGAGGUGUGAUGGAACUAUGGGUUAGGGAUGAUGCGGAGAAGAAUCUGUGGUCGAAAAAGACUUUUGUGUUGGAUCCUUCUCAGAUGCAUUUACUCAAUGGCAUCCGUUUCAGGGUACAAGGUACAACUAGAAACGGUGAGGUUAUUUUGGUACCUCAAAAUACAUCUCGUAAUCCCACCACCUGCGAGAUGAUCGUUGAAGAUAAAACUACCACUCGUUUCCAUCUUUUUCUUUACAAUCUACAAAACAACCAUUUGAGAAAAGUUGAAAUCAAAGACACAUCCAACCGCUAUCUUACUAACAUGUGGGACAUUAUUGGAUUAGAUGAUGUUGAAAACUUGAGGUAUCUUUAA
Messenger RNA from Raphanus sativus (radish), 1311 nucleotides. Its product is annotated as F-box/kelch-repeat protein At4g19930-like. Lineage: Eukaryota; Viridiplantae; Streptophyta; Magnoliopsida; Brassicales; Brassicaceae. The record is from RefSeq and is a predicted model, not a curated record. Gene Ontology annotation, molecular function: protein binding. The transcript has a single exon. The coding region runs from base 82 to 1311 and encodes 409 amino acids.